Molecule: messenger RNA, 3266 nt
Organism: Dicentrarchus labrax (European seabass)
Lineage: Eukaryota; Metazoa; Chordata; Actinopteri; Moronidae
Product: alpha-N-acetylgalactosaminide alpha-2,6-sialyltransferase 1
Exons: 9
Coding region: 113-1474 (453 amino acids)
Molecular function (GO): sialyltransferase activity
Source: RefSeq, a predicted model, not a curated record
CCCAAAUCAACCUUUGUGACAAGGUACACUUUUCCAUCGAGCCAGAGUCUCCAGAAGAAAAAAACAAACCACAGAGUCACUGUUUCUUAACCGGACAGCAAAUCUUUUAGGAAUGGCGCUCUUAACCUCCAGGAUUACUGCUUGGCUGUUUGUGAUCUCAGUUGCUGUUGUUCUUUUAAUUAUAUCAUGGGGAUAUUUAUCAGAAAGCAUCAGCCGGACUGCUGUCUCAGGAAAAUUCAGAUACAGAGGUGAAGGCAGUUUGUUUGAAUACUGGAAUAUAAUAAGAAACUCAACUUCACCUCCUCCUGUGUUCACCACAUCACAUAAACCAAAAAAUGCUGACGCCACAAAAACAGUCUCGGUGACAAAGCUAAAACCCGACCGUAUCGCAGCCACCACGAGUGCCCCCGUGGUCGAGACUCCCAUGCCCAUCCUCUCCAAAAAUUCCUUCAAGGGGCUUCCUCAGUGGGAUUUUGAGGAGGUUUAUAACCAGGAUGCCCCACCCAGACAGACAACGUGUGCCCAGUCUCUGCGCAAAUCUGAGGAUCCGAGCUUCAAGAAGGCUUUUCUCCCCAACAUACGUCUGUAUCUGCACAAAGACAAUUUCAACAUGAGCGAGUGGAACCGACUUUCACAUUUUAACAACCCGUUUGGUUUCAUGGGAUUCAAAUACGACGAGGUGAUACCUGCAGUGAAGUUGAUCCCGAAGCCGAAGGAGCCGCUGCUGCUUCCAAAGCCCGGCAGUGGCGGCUGCGUGCGCUGUGCCGUGGUGGGCACCGGGGGGAUCCUCAACGGCUCUAAAAAGGGGAAAGAAAUCGAUUCUCAUGAUUAUGUUUUCCGGAUGAACGGCGCCAUCAUUAAAGGCUACGAGGAAGACGUGGGAAACAAAACGUCAGUGUACGUCCACACGGCCCACUCCAUCACCAUGUCGCAGUAUCUGCUGAAGAAGUACGGAUACACAUCUAUCCCCAAUGAUGAGGGUAUAAAACACGUGUUAAUUCCUGAGGGGAUGAGGGAUUUCUUUUGGCUCGAGGGUCUCCUCAAAGGAGAAAGGGUCACAGCUAGCCCAUUUCAUAACAAACGGCCACGGACGUACUACGGCGGGCAGUACAAUGAGACUCGCUUUUAUGUUCUGCACCAGGAUUUCCUCAGAUAUGUGCGGAACAGCUUCUUAAAGUCUCGUAAUCUGAAUGCAACAUUCUGGGCGAUAGUCAGACCAACCAACGGGGCGUUCACUGUCUUCUUGGCUCUGCACACCUGUGACGUCGUGGACUUGUAUGGAUUCAUGACCGAGGACUACAAUAAGUACUCUAACUACUAUGUUGAAAAGACGAAAACACACGUCGUUUUCUUCGCCAACCACGACUACAUGCUGGAGAAGAACCUGUGGUCAAAACUACAUAAAAGCAAAAUAGUUAAGUUGUACCAAAGAACGGACGCAGAAGCACAGACAGAAAAGCCGAAGCAACACUGAUGACCUGAGAAUGGCAUCGAGAACUUAGGUCAGUUAAUUCAAUUAAACUAAACACAAUUAUUAAUAUAAAAACAACACAGAGCCGUAUAUCGGACGGUUCGGACCUAAAAUAUCAGAUUUCACAGCUUUUCUGACAGAUUGCGAUACUUGUUACAUGUUUUGUUUUUUUACGGUAAGAAAGUGAAAAUUUUCAGUUUAACGCGUUAUUAACGGCGUUAACACAAACCUAUUUUAACGGCGUCAUUUUUUUUUAUCGCGAGAUUAACGCCUAGCACACUUUGUAGUUGCAACAACUAGUAACGUUAGAAAAACUACAACACCACACCGGAUCUAGGUAGACCGGAAACAAAACAACAGGCACGCCGCACACACGUGUUUAAGAGUAGUAGACGUUACGUUUUGAGUGGAUGGCGAGCGCGAGACGCCGAAAUGGAUUCCUUGUUGUCUGAAAAUGUCAACAGGCUUGUCUGUUUGAGUAACUGGCUCAAAGCAAAGAAGUAGUAGACUUACCUUUUAUUGGGAACUGUUACUGUUCAUUGUUUCUGAAAUAAGAGGCUGGGUUGAGCCUCUGGUGAAUAAGAGCAGUAGUCUGACUGCUAUGUUCAAAGCAAACUUGAGGAAAGUAUUAAGUCGUGGUUUAACUGCACUAUAGGCUGAGUCCUAGUUUACCUUACAUGUGCACUUUGUAAUUUUAUUUUGUAUCGCCCUGUUUUGAUCCCUUAGAAAGGGCUGUUGAAGGGGCUGUUUGUGUGACAAAGUAUUUUUUUCACCCUUUUAUUGACGGACAGUGUUACAUUGUGUGAGAGAUUAUUUGAUCCACGUGAGAAUGUUAGUGUGAAAUUGAACACUACAGUAUACGCCAAUGUUGUUUUCAAUAAAAACAACAUUUGCUCAAAGCAAGCCGAUCCACUUUUCCAUGUUGAUAAGAGCAUUAAAAUGAGAAAACAUAAUGGGACAAAAAGAAAUCAAGGGACAUUUAGAAUAGAUAAAAAUGUGCGAUUAAUUGCGAGUUAACUAUGACAUUAAUUCGAUUAAUCGCGAUUAAAUAUUUUAAUCGUUUGACAGUGUAGUGAACCACAGUGAGGUGUUGUGAACGCAACCCCGGUAGUCCAGCAAAACUCCUCCCCUAGCUCCUCCCCCUGCCCAGGUGCAGUAUAAAAGGCUUCAGCUGGCUCAGUUUAACCUCUUGCUGGUCCCUGGUGGUGGUUGCCGGCUGAAGGUGGUGAGUAGGGUCCCCAUUUUGUUUGUGUUUCCUGGUUUAUAGUUGUCUGCCCAACUAACAUGUGCCUUUUUGUGUUUUAGGCUCACCUGCUGCUGUUCUGUUGUGUGUUGUUAGGUUUGCCUUUUCUUUUCGUUAGUUUAUUUAUUAAGUUUACUUUGAAUAUAUUUCUAUUAUUUUGCUUGAGUGUAUGUUUUGAGAUUGUUUGGUUAUCAAUGGGGUUGUUGGUUUUUGUUAACUUUUGAUUCUCUCUGUUUCAGGAGUGCCUUUUCGUUUGUUUCCUUGCUUUUUUGGUGCGGCCUGGGUGUCCUCAGGUGGGCGGCUAGGCACCGUGGUGGACCCUCACUCCUGUUGCAUGCAAGUAGGCACUGGGGCUCUUUUAGUGCAUGUGUUUUAGUGUUUGUAGUGUUGCCCCCCCAGACUAGUGAGACAGGGUACUUUACCAGUAGUCUGCCCCCACUGAGGCCCCAGCCCACUGAUUUGAGUUAAUCAUGUAUUUCAUUAGUUUUAGCACUGUUUUAUAGUUGGUUUCUUUUAGAUCAUUUUUGUAAUAAAAACAUUUGUUCUAUUUUA